Corythoichthys intestinalis (scribbled pipefish) is the source of this 9589-nucleotide messenger RNA. RefSeq names its product oocyte zinc finger protein XlCOF6-like. Bases 275 to 2440 code for a protein of 721 amino acids. The transcript is spliced from 2 exons. NCBI's taxonomy places the organism in Eukaryota, Metazoa, Chordata, Actinopteri, Syngnathiformes, Syngnathidae. Gene Ontology annotation, cellular component: nucleus. Gene Ontology annotation, biological process: regulation of transcription by RNA polymerase II. Gene Ontology annotation, molecular function: RNA polymerase II transcription regulatory region sequence-specific DNA binding; DNA-binding transcription factor activity, RNA polymerase II-specific. The record is from RefSeq and is a predicted model, not a curated record.
GCCAUCUGGUCGCUACACGCUCAGUUGCCCGUGCGAAGAAAAACGUGCUCAACAGCAAGUUGCUUUUUGUGCGGAGUUAACCCACUUAGUUCGAGACGCAGGAGGUCAAGAACUUCUCGACUGGAAGCAAUUCGAAAGAUUUGGUCUGUCCAUCGUCCAGUGGUCUUUGUGUGCGUUGAAGCUUCGCAGCCUAGUUAGCUUAGCUUAUUUUGCGAACGCAAAACAACGUGGUUCGACGCUUGAACAUCAAGUUGGAGUUUGUAAAGUGUUCGAAAUGCGUGCAAGAAGGAUGCCAGCCGCAAAGUUCGAGGCGGGAUUUUGUGGCGCAAAGGAUCAGCGACGACUUCACCUCUCGACUGCUUGCAAUAAGCAAGUAAAAGUUGUUCUUCACAGACUAGCAGAUUUCAGCAAAUAUCUUGAUCCUGAGUGGCAGGAGUCAGAGUCUCCUGGCGUAAAAGAGGAAGUUGAGCACCCGAAAAUGAAAUGGGAAGGGCCAGAGCACCCUCAACAGCAAGAGAGAGAAGUACAACCUCCAAUCAAAAAGGAGGAGGUAGAGCUGCCGUACGUUAAAAAGGAGGACGUUAUCACCAUGUCCACUGGUGAGCCCUUGAAUAGCGAGUACGGUCCGAGUGAGGCCAGCAGAGGGACUGAGCCUCCAGGCAGCAGCUCAACAGAAGGAUUGCAAGCACACAUUUUCAUCGCACCAUCAGAUAGAAAUGAAACCACGUCACACUCACCUUACAAAGAUGACGGUCAUAAGAAAUCUCGCAGUAGAAAAACCUUUGCUAAUUACUAUACUUGCCGUAUGCAUAUGAGGAGCCACACUGGUGAAAAUCCUCUUGUCUGCUCAGUUUGUGGAAAAAGAUUCACACAAAAGAGUGCCUUAAAAGUACACACAAGAACCCACACUGCUGAAAAACCUUUUUCCUGCUCAGUUUGUGGCCAAAAAUUCACCCACAAGGAAACUUUAAAAGCACACUCAAGAACCCACACCGGUGAAAAACCAUUUUCCUGCUCAAGUUGUGGUCAAGGAUUCAACUCAAAGCAACAUUUAAUAAUACACUCAAGAACCCACACUGGAGAAAAACCAUUUUCCUGCUCAGUUUGUGGAAAAAGAUUUACUCAGAAGAGCGUCUUAAUCACGCACAUAAGAACCCACACUGGAGAAAAACCAUUUUCCUGCUCGGUUUGUGAUAAAAGAUUUACUCAGAAGAAUGCCUUAAUCAUGCACAGAAGAACCCACACUGGAGAAAAACCAUUUUCCUGCUCAGUUUGUGGUCAAGGAUUCACUUCAAAGCAAAACUUAAUUAGACACACAAGAACCCACACUGGAGAAAAACCAUUUUCCUGCUCAGUUUGUGGAAAAAGAUUUACUCAGAAGAGCACCUUAAUCACGCACAGAAGAACCCACACUGGAGAAAACCCUUUUUCCUGCUCAGUUUGUGGUCAAAAAUUCAAUCGCAAGCACAUCUUAAAAGGACACACUAGAACUCACACUGGGGAAAAACCUUUUGCCUGCUCAGUUUGUGGUAAAAAAAUCAGUCGCACGAGCAGCUUAAAAACCCACACAAGAACCCACACUGGUGAAAAACCUUUUUCCUGCUCAGUUUGUGGUCAAGGAUUCAGUUAUGAGAGUUCCUUAAAAGUGCAUGCAAGAACCCACACUGGUGAAAAACCUUUUUCUUGCUCAGUUUGUGGUCAAGGAUUCAGUUAUAAGAGUUCCUUAAAAGUGCAUGUAGCAACCCACACUGGUGAAAAACCUUUUUCCUGCUCAGAUUGUGGUCGAGGAUUCAGUUAUAAGAGUUCCUUAAAAGUGCAUGUAGCAACCCACACUGGUGAAAAACCUUUUUCCUGCUCAGAUUGUGGUCAAGGAUUCACUCACAUUCAUCACUUAAACGUACACACUAGAAUCCAUUCUGGAGAAAAACCUUUUUCCUGCUCAUUUUGUGGAAAAGGAUUCAGUCAAAUUCACCACUUAAAAGUACACACAAGAACCCACACUGGUGAAAAACCUUAUUCCUGCUCAGUUUGUGGUCACAGUUUCACUGACCAGAGUAAAUUCAAAAUGCACACGAGAACCCACACUGGCGAGAAACCUUUUUCCUGCUCAGUUUGUGGUCAAGGAUUCACUCAAACUUACAACUUGAAAAUACAUGAAAGAAUACACACUGGUGAAAAACCUUUUUCUUGCUCAAUUUGUGGUCAAGGAUUCACUCAAAUUCACCACUUAAAAGUACACACAAGAACCCACACUGGUGAAAAACCUUAUUCAUGCUCAGUUUGUGAUAAAGGAUUCACACAAAUUCGACAAUUAAAAGUACACGUAAGAACCCACACUGGUGAAAAACCUUUUUCCUGCUCAGUUUGUGGUCAAGGAUUUGAUCACAAGGAUCGGAUUAAGAGACACGUGUGUGUUGGUGGAAGAAGCAGUGGCCAAUGACUCUUUUGACUGUCAUUCAUGCUGCCUUCAUCAGAUUGUGCACGCAGGUCAAUUGUAGUUUCCUCAAAUCUUGUUGAGUAUUGGCACUUUUGGUGCCUUCAAAAGUGCUUUGACAAUCCUUGUAUAAUGUGGAUCCACACUAUUGCCAAACAGGCUUUCCCCUACAUACUAGAAAUUGUGGCGCACCGCCACACUAAAAUAACGCCACGCCGUGCAAAAAGAUGUUUUUUUUUUUUUUUUUUUUUUUUUUCCCAAGGCCGUUUCAAACUAGCGGCAGCCUAGUGUGAAGGAUUCAGGCAACCUAUUCAUUGUGUAUUGUAAUGUCCGUAACUAAAUGACGCCCCUUUAAGAGACGAUCGGACGGGAGCUGUGACGUAGAGGGAAGCGAGAAGGCGAUAGCAGUCGCAUGUCACGGAAGCCCACUGUUAUUUUGUUAUCUUUGUUCUUUAGUUUUGUUGCCACAAUAAAGUGGCUAAGACGAUACAGACCCCCCACCCCAACCGGGGCAUUACUUUUUGGAUCGGACAUUUAGGUGAAAGUGAGCGGUGGACGUACGUCUUGGACAAAAAGGCAGGUUUGAAUGAAUUUUUGCCGAGCGCCGGCGCUAAUGUGUCAACAACGCAUUCAAUAUCAUAGGGGCAGGGCUGUUACAGUGAUCGGAUCUACGCAUUCACGGCUGAGGAAACCUUGAUAAAUGCGCUUUUUUUCCCCCAGGUUUCGCGAGCUCUGGGACACUAAAAAAAUGUGUCUUAUACCUCUCCUUGCUAAGCUAAAUGGUACCUCGAUGUGUGUUUGUGUGGAAAUGUAGUUCACGAACAACAAAAAAACUAUUCACCUUAUCACCGAAACCAAUAAAACUUUUUACACCGCAAUUAGAAUUUCCCCUCUACACCUUGAAAUGGGUCGAUUACAAGGGCGUAGGUUUGGUCUCAAUAUUGGUGGGGACGAUAUAACAGCAUAACCUGCAUGUACACUUUUUUCUGGGGACAGGACAUUGAGAAAACCAAACUGAUUAGGUGAAUGAGGCCAGGGCUACAUUUAUCACCAUUAUGAUCCUAAUUAAUUGAUAGGCUAAAUUGAUCAAUGCAAAAAUAAAUCUGUAAAUUGUAAUAAUUUUUUCACACUGCAAAUUUAUAACGUUUUAAUCUGAUGAUUUUUGUUAAAUCUAUUCGAAUAAUUUUUUCCAACUUGUUUUGAGUGUUAAAGACUAACAGAUUAAUGGGUCAGAUUAUUCAAUUUACUGUAGGUAAAUUUUACCAUUUGUUCUCAUUAAGCCCAUACAUCUAAAGGUUGGUCGUUUUUCACCAAAAUCAAGGGGGAGAAUUGAUUUCAAAUAAUGUUUUGAACUACAUCACAUUUUGAAUCAAGAACAUUUCUAACGAAAAAAAAAGCUAAAUUUUUUAAAGAUUAAAUACUCCCUUUUUGUGUAAAAUAAGUGUGUUAAGAUUAUUUUCAGAUAGCUAUUUUAUUUCAAGAAAUCGGAGUGAAAUUUACUUGAAGCACUGGCAGAUAAUUCCACUUAUAUUUACACUGAAAACAAGGGAAUUUAACUAGUCAUCAGCCAAUCAAACAUGCGUUGGGGGGGGUGUCACUGUAAGUCUGAACAUAAUGAAAGUAAUUCACUUAAUAAUGGUAGGGUCAAUUCUAUCCUUACAAAAUAUAUGAAGACAAUCUAAAUGACAUCUAUAAAUGAACUCCUUAUAUAAUGCAAAUAAUGUUGCCUAAAAGUUGGUGGGGACAAUUUGAGCAUCCUGAAAAGUUCCUAGUGUUUAUGGCCCUAACGUCCCUAUGUGAGCCUACGCCUUUGGUCCGUUAACAGAAGGACUUGUAUUGUUGUGUUAAUGUAGUACAUAUUAGGGCCAAAUAAAAGAAAAAAGGACUUUGAGAUGUCAGUAGUACUAUUGCUACAAGAAAAAAAAAAGUAUUACAUAGGGUAAUGUAGCUGUAAUCAGCUAUGCAUUUUACGUACAUGUACCGUAGCUGAGCGCGACGACAUUAGCCUGGCUAAUGAAAUAUUUCAAAUAGAUCUUUGUUAUGGUUCUUCUUGGGUAACAAAAUGUGGGGAAAAAAUUGUCAAAUGAUGCAAUUUUGCUGUGGCACGACAUGGUGAGGCGGUCCGACUCCGAUGCAGCCCACCACCGCAGCUUCAAAAAAUCCUCGGGAAAACACCGCCAAAAGUUUUGGCUCACUUGAUUUAACUCUCAAGUUAAGUGGCAUAAUUUUUUAUACAAUAUAUUCCCUCUUUCAAACUACACUUUUCACAGUUAAUAACUGUAGACCCCAAAUUACAAAAAGUCUAGAUCAUUCAUCAAUAUUAUAAUUACUUAAAUAUGGUAAAUUGUGAUUGGCUCACAAAUAUUUUUUUUGGGGGGGGGUGAUUAUAUGUACUUUAAAAAUGUACUAUUACUAUUCUUGAUUGACAGUGACAUAUUACGACAGAGUAUUGGGGCCAAAUAAAGGGAGGAAAAAAAUGACUACGAGAUUGAAGUUGUACUCGUACUACAAGAAAAAAAGUCAUAUUAUUACGUAGGGGUAAUGUAGCUGAAUAAGGGGCUACGCACUUAAUGUUCAUGUACCUUAGCUUGGAGCUCCGACAAAGCAUUCAUACAAAUCCUUCGAUUGAUUAAAAUUUGAUGUAGAUGAGCUAAAAGUUAACUGAUUUCCUUAUUUUGGAAACUGAUUCUAAGACACAGCCUCACGAGAUGCUUUCAUCAUUGUUGACUUUAGUGGAGUAUGGAAAGUAAGUACCAUAUUUUUCGGACCUCCCACUUGAGUAUAAAUUGCACCAGCAAAAAAAAAAGCACAACGAAGAGAAGGGGAAAAAAAACUGUUGCACUGGAGUAUUCCGGGCUUGCGUAGUUGCAUUUUUGGAGGAAAUUUACUUGCUAAAAUCCAACACAUACAACAGAUAUGUCAUCUUGAAAGGCAAUUUAAACUAAAUAUGUACAUAGAGAACAAAAUGCUGAAUAAGUGUACAGCAUGAUGAUGUUACAUGGUGCAUGACCAACGAAAUGCAAUUACCAAACCAUCAGUGUCCUCCAAAACACCAAAAUUACAUGUGAAAUGAUAUAAUAAUCUGAUAAUAAUUUCACACAUAAGUCGCUCCAGAGUAUUAGUUGCACCCCAAGCCAAACUGGGGGGGAGGGCUGCAAUUUAUAGUCAGAAAAAUACGGUACGUGGCUGCUUGUUCAGCUACAUUACCGCUACGUAACAGGACGACUAUAAUCUCGUACUCCUCUUUUCAUUAUUUUGGCCGAAUACUUUGUCAUAAAAAUCGGACAAUGAUUUUUAAAAUUGUUUGUGCUUUUAAUAACUCGUUGAUGAAAUUUUUUUGACUCCGCUUCACUGUCCUUGUUAAUUUUACUCAUUAUAAACAAGUUUUGUUCAGUCCUUGUCUCCUCUUCCCUUUGUUCAAAACAAGCCUAAUAAUAAUUAUAAUAACUCAAAACUACGGUUGUAACUAAAACCGAUACUUCAUUACCAAGUUGAUUCUAAGAUUAAGGAAAUGUGACAGGACUGCCUUUUCUGCAAUACCCGAAGUAUCGCCGGUACCGACGCGGUCGACACAAUCUGGCUGAUUCUUUUGUGUGGCAUAUGAGGUUGCACCAGUUGCCCGACAAGCUGUCAAUUACACAGCUAAAAUGGGGGUUGUAAAUGAGCGGUUAUAUGGAAACCCACGCUGUGCUAAGGAACGAGAAAAACUGUCAAUUUAUGCAACAUGGCAGUGACGUGCAUUUACUUCGUUUAACACCUCAGCCUAUUUUUUUUUUUCAAAUCUGCAUACCUUUGAUGUUGCCUUUAUAUUUUAAAGAAAAAUAAUCACAAUUGCCGGAAUGGGUCCCUUUUUUAGGACACCAUUUCCUUCAUGUCCAAAUUGUUGUUUUCUUCAACCGAUUAUAAUCAACAUUUUGGACCCAAAAAGACAACAACAACAAAUCAAAACAUUUUUGUGUUAAUUUGUAAUAUUGAUGUCCCUUUGACAACCAAACAUGCUCAAUGAAAUGUUUUUAAGUGUGAUAUUUAUUCAACUUGUUAGGAUAAAUAUUCAACAACAUCAAAAUGAGACUGAAUAGUUUUAUAUUUGAUAAUUCAACAAAAACAGGUUUGGUCAAAGGUGUUUUGUCCAUAUUAUGGUCAAAACAGGUUAUAUACAGGAGACCAACAGUGCUAAAUAGUGACUAUAUGUAUAAAAUAUAUAUUAUACACAGUAUAUAAUAUAUAUUGUGUCUAUAAAAUGUGUUAGUUUUCCUCUCAAUGUGCAAAAAGGGCCAUAAAAUGAAAACUAUAUACUGUACAUUUUUUAUAUACCCCUAUAGACCCUACUCACCUACGUCACAAAAUGGGCGUGUCGCUGUUUCCGGCCGCCAUACUGUACCUCUUUUUCAGACCUAUUCUCAUUGUUUUCAAUUAGUCGAGCAAGUUAUAGAGCAAUUCAUGGAAGCCCCGGUGUUAUCUGACGCUGUAAACUCAUUGGAUCCGUUGCAUAAAAGGCGUUACGUGGAAAAGCUUCAGUUUAUCCAUUCGCCAGAUCCGUAUUUGAUGCCUAAAUCGAUGUUUUUCGACCCGCUGGCUUCGCCUGACAUCUGAUACCCACACAAAAUCAGCCUAUUCUCACGAAAGUUUGAAAAACUUUAAAAGCUUGGAGGCUUAUAAAUGCUACGUUGCUGGUUGGGUGAAACAGGUCCUCGUACACGAAAAUUCGGCAGGAAUCUUGUGCUCGGAAGGUGAGUUACGAAAUUUUCAAUUCAAAAUCUUUUGUUCUUGCUAACAUCCACUGUCAAGUCUAAUGUAUUUCAUGUCAUUUGUCAAUAGAGCUAGGGCUUUUAAUGUUUAUAUGGUUUAGCGAUAGCACUAACUACAUACAUACGUGUAUGUUGUCGGCGAUUAGCCUAGCAAUGAUCUUAAUUGUGGUUGUCAGCCCAAAAACCUCUAAAUAUAUAUUAAAUGCAUCUUACCAGAUAUAAAAUGACUACUACAUAAUCUGUGGUAGUCGUUUGGAGCCCAGUUUUCUCGUCGAAUUGCAGCAGUCAAUCGUGGCCUCCUCUUCGUGUCUCUCGGAAUACGGUAAAAAUUCAAGUCUCUCCGUCUAUCUUCUCUGUUUUUGCAACCGACCGCCACACACGACUUCACCAUUUUGAGUAUUAAUGUUGACGAGCAGUAAAACGUGCAAUAAUAGGAAGAAUUUACGAAGUGCUAAUGCAUUUCUAUGGCGAGUAUGCGGACAUCAUGGCGCGGGGGCGUGGCUGUGACGUCACGUGAGUAGGGUCUAUACCACAAACAAAUUUUCAUUCAAAAUUGUAUUUUUGUCAAUGAUUUGGUAAAUAAAAGUUAACAGAGCCAGCGAUAACCCCAACCUCCAUCUCCUAAUCACCCCCCCCCCCCCUCCCACACACACACACACAUUUCCUAAACGCAAAACCUCCAUUUUAACGACUUAAGAACAUUGGAUGCUCAUUAAAAUAGUGUACCGCACAUAACACUAAUUACAUUAACAUAACUGUUGCUAGGAGGGUCAAACAUGCAUUUGUCCCUCAUAAUAGAUGCAUGUAAAUAGUGUAGGAGCAAGAUGUUUACAGAGAUAAACCUACCAAUUCUGUCCGAAAAUGAUGUCCCUUAUGCCAAAUUAACUGGUAAAGAUGUGGCAGAUCAUACAAAUAUUCAGUUAAAGAGAUGGCUUGAGUGUCGAGGGCCCCAAAAAAAUGGGGAAAAAGAGCCGACCUGAUCCAGCCUUACGCUACUGACAAUGACAUUCUCCUGUUUCAAAUAGCUAUCCUUUACCACCAUAUGCCCUGUCUUUCUUAUAUAAUAUAUCCUCUAGUUGUCUUGCGUCUCUGACCGUUCUUGGGGGUGAUUUAUUUUGCUAUUUUUGUGUAGCGAUCGCAAAUGCUACUCAGUGACAGCCAACAAACACUUUUUUUUUUAAUAAAUGAAUGCUCUACUUUGACAAUGAUAAAAUAAGAUUUUUAAAAAAUGACAAAACCACUGAUAAUACUUGAGAUAACAGCAACAAUAUUUAAGAACAUUUUGAUAAUAAUACUAAUGAUGUCAGUGAAGCUCCCCCUUCAAACUGUAAUGACCUUCUUUAUUUAAAAAAAAAAAAAAUUCUGGAAAUUGGCAGGAAGUGACCUGUGUAUAGCAUUAUACAGUACAUGAGCUGAGCUGUUUGAAAAUGAACCAAAUCUGUGAGUUUUAAUGUUCUGGAUUUUAAAAAUGAGAAAUUGGUAUGAGCUUAUGUACUUUUCUUACGGCUUUUUUUUUGCAAAAUGGAUAGUGAUUUUAUUGUACAUUUAUAAGUGUUACCCCAGACCUCUGCACAGUAGUGUAAAUAUGGCAGGAUUAAAGAAUGUGGAGUGAUAAUGUGAUCAAUGUCAUUUGAAUUGGUGGAUGUUUUGCAUUUACAUGUAUUUACAGUAUCAAUUAUUCCUCCUUCCACCACUGCUGUAAUGGACAUUGAACUGGGAUUCCUUUCAAUUAGGUUUUCAUUCCACUCCUCAGAUAAACUUGCAUCUGGAAUUAUUUUUUGCCAGAUUUGGUCCAACAUUUACAAAGAAAUCAUUGAAGCUGCUGACGAUGUAAUCCAUAUUAUCCUUCUUCACAUCAUUUUCCUCAAAGCAUUGAGGAUAGCUCUGUUGCGUUGCACCAUUUUUAAUAAUUCCAUUCAAUGUUUUGUUGUACAAUAUUUUACUAUAGUAUUCCUUCAUACGUAUCCUUAUGAUAUUGGUCAGUUUAUUUUCUUAUAUAUUUUAUAAUUUCUUCUGCCUCUGUAGUUCUUUGUUUUAUGAAUUUUCUGUACAGUGUGUUUUUCUUCUUCCAAGCAUUUUGUAAUCCCUUCGUGAACCAUGGCCAAUCUUUUUACUUUUGUUUUUUGCUGUACCGUUGUAUUGGACAGUUUUUAUCAUUUAAUGAUGUGAAUUCAUUAAGAAAUGUUUCAUAUACACAGUCAAUGUCAAUUCCAAUAUGUACAUUUUCCCAAUUUUGUGCCAGUAAAUCCUUUUUAAAUGAGUUCAGUUUCGUCUGUCCUUACUUGCCUGGAGGCUACUUGACAGUCGUCUCUGGCAAAUUUCUUAGCUGGGUGCCGUUAUAAAUUGUAAAAACUGGUAGGUUAUCACUCAUAUCGUUAACAGUCCACUUACUGUAUUACUUUCAAUG